AUGGACAGCCAUAGCGAUAGCCCACGAAAGAGGAUCCGUCUUUCCUUUGCGUGCAACUACUGCCGCUCAAAAAAGACCCGCUGCGAUGAGGAGCAGCCAUGUCGAAACUGUCGCCAAGCGGAUGUAGAAUGCAUCACCACUGACAAAAGACGCGCCGGGGCGCUCGUAUCUAGCAGACGACGCACCGUCACAGCUGAAUCGCCGUCCCAACAAGGAAAUCCCAGAACUCCAGAAUCUCAUCUUUCAGCAACAACUCCUUCUGCUAGUCAGGACCGCCCGCGACUAUGGAGUCAGUGUUGGGGGCGAGAAGGCUGGAAAACGGGUCGUCUGCCAAUCAUGCCGCGAUUUGUUGGAGCCAGCGCGGUGGAACUGAUGACUGAAUGGCUGGACAUGGCAUUCUAUCGUCUCAAGGGAUCAAAAACCCAUGCUCUAUCUCCGCUGGUCAAUCAGGACUUUGCAGCCAAUAUUCCCGAUAAAGCCCCUGGGUUGCCUUCGCCAGAGGAAGUGCAGGCUUAUAUGAAUAACUUCUCGGAUACGCUCGGUCAGCUCUUUCCAUUCCUCGAUCGGAAUAUUCCAGAAUUGUCAUUCAUGGCCGAAACGCUCGAAUCUAUGGCACGCCCAAGCCAGCUAUCAGGCGUACCACAACGCGCGCUGGUAUACUUGAUGAUCACGGCCGGGAUGAUGGCCAUGCCCGCAUCGGAAGGCUCACAAAGUCUAAUUUCGUCAUACAUUGCAUACUGCAAUUCAUUAUUGGGCCACAUAGUUGCCACGCGCUCCCUCAAAUCAGUGCAGGCUAUCCUUCUUUUUGCAAUGGUUCUUCGCAGCUGCGACAAGAUUGCCUGGGCUUGGGACAUUCUGACAAUGGGAGUAUCGAUGGCCCAGUCAAUCGGCAUCAAUCAAGUCAGAUCCCCGAGCUCGACACCCGCUGGUUCCAAUAACCAAGAUUUCAGAACAUGGUGGUGUAUGUAUGUCUUUGAGAAAAUCCUGGCAUUUGAACUUGGGCGUCCUUCGAUGGUGUGGGAUCGCGAUCUUUCGGGGACGCUAGCGGGGUCUGUUCCAAUAGAGGUGCAACAUGACUCGGAUCAACAAUUUUGGCAGGCAUCUAUCAGUCUCGCAAAUAUGCUUCAUGAGUUACAGGAAAGAUCUGCAAAGGCAUGGAGGCGGGAGGCUUGGCUGCCUCAAACGGUGGAACAGGCUAUUGAAGAGAAGCUCCAAACUGGAGGGGAGCUUCUGAUUCUACUCACUGAAUGGCAACAGAAUUUGGCAAAUGAUUUAAAAAUCCGGUCUACGGCCAUGCCAAGUUCCAGCAACGGGGCUCGAUCAGCGUUCCUUGCGUACUACUAUAAUCUUGGUGUGAUUCUAGUACACCGUUCAACUCUUCUAGUUGAUCCAAACGAACUGCGUGAAGUGGUCGAGAGGUUCGCCCCAGACAAGCCAUGGCGUCAACGCCUUCUCAGUGGACCUUCCAUGGUUACAGAAUCAGCUCGAGAAAUGAUCAGGCUUUUUGUUCCCCUCAUUGACUCAGGUAUUCCCAACUAUCUCACGUUGAUGACCUCUCCACUCGCUGCAGUGUACGCUCUCGCAGUUUCAAUCGUCCGCGAACAAAAGUCACUUCUUGUUCGAUCUGAUUUUGAGCUGAUGAAAGCUGGCAUGCAAAUCAGCCGACAACACUACCGGAAACAUGGUACAGUGAACAAUUUCGAUGAUAUCUUGCUUGACCUGGAAGAAUACAUCUCCCAUCUGCUCGAGGCCCCGAUACCAAACCAACUUGAAUUGACGAGUUUGAGCUCUGCAAAUCCAUUGAUUAAUGACUCUCCAAUAGACGACUCCAUGUCAUUUACGUCACUUGCAGCACAAUGGGGGCCAUCUGCUCUAGACUGGGCAGGUUGGGAUUGGAAUGAUUUGAGUCAUUUAUUUCAACAUAGUGAAUGA
Messenger RNA from Penicillium daleae, 1932 nucleotides. RefSeq lists its product as uncharacterized. The record is from RefSeq and is a predicted model, not a curated record. Gene Ontology annotation, biological process: DNA-templated transcription; regulation of DNA-templated transcription. Lineage: Eukaryota; Fungi; Ascomycota; Eurotiomycetes; Eurotiales; Aspergillaceae. The transcript has 4 exons. Bases 1 to 1932 code for a protein of 643 amino acids. Gene Ontology annotation, molecular function: DNA binding; zinc ion binding; DNA-binding transcription factor activity, RNA polymerase II-specific.